AUGUCUUUGAAACAGCCGGGAGAUGGCAAGACCCAGGAGUUGUAUGCUCAAACGGGAAAAACUUGGGGUCGUGAUAGAGAUGUCAGCUUAGGAAAUGUUGCUUUAUCUUCAACGCUCUUAUUUGGCACUCCAUUUGUUGUUCUUUACUUUUGGAUGUCAUGUACACACUAUGAAUGUUCGCUUUAUGCCCCGAUAAAGUAUAUAAAGGAUCAUGACUACACUGCUGCUGCUGUAAAGGAAGCAUUAAUAGAUAAACAUCCUCGACAUUCUUUGGAUGCCGCAAAAAUUUAUUUUGCAUGGGUCACGUUUCAAGCUCUGUUGUAUGCAGUAUUGCCCGGGAAAAUUGGUUAUGGACAACAGACACCUGCUGGUCAUAUUUUGCCUUACAAGGUUAAUGGAUUACUGGCCUGGACUAUUUCACACAUCUUAUUUCUCGCAGGUGCUUUCUACUUUGGAUGGUGGGAUGCUUCGAUAAUUCACGAUCAAUGGGGCCCAUUACUAGUGGUCGCCAAUUUAUAUGGAUACUUCCUUACCUUCUUUGUGUUCUUGAAGGCCUACACGUUUCCCACGCACCCAGAAGAUCGUAAAUUUUCGGGACAUAUGUUGUACGAUUUGAUGAUGGGCAUCGAGUUAAAUCCAAGGAUUGGGAAGUUGUGGGAUUUCAAGUUGUUUCAUAAUGGUCGACCCGGAAUUAUCGCGUGGACUUUAAUUAAUUUAUCGUUUGCGGCUGCACAAUAUAACAAAAUUGGAUACGUAACCAAUUCAAUGAUUUUGUUGAAUAUUUUACAUGCAACUUAUGUAUUGGAUUUCUUUUAUAAUGAGGAUUGGUAUCUUCGAACUAUUGAUAUUGCACACGAUCAUUUUGGUUACUACUUAGCUUGGGGUGAUACUGUAUGGCUUCCCUAUAUGUAUACCUUACAAUCGCAUUACUUGGUACGUAAUCCGGUUGAUCUAUCAAUACCACACUUUUUAUUGGUGGCCGCCGUAGGAUUCACCGGCUACUACAUCUUUCGUGCUGUCAACAAUCAAAAAGACAUUGUACGUCGCAAAAAAGGCAAAUGUGAAAUUUGGGGUAAACCUGCCACGUAUAUUCCAACCAAAUAUGUCACAAGUGAUGGAAAAUCCCAUACAAGCAUUUUGAUAACUAGCGGGUUUUGGGGUUGGUCUCGUCAUUUCAAUUACGUGGGCGAUUUACUUAUUUCUUUGGCAAUGUGUUUAACGUGUGGAUUCCGGGAUCUUUUGCCCUACUUCUAUAUUAUUUAUAUGUUUAUUUUAUUGGUACAUCGUGUUUAUCGGGAUGACACGCGUUGUCGUGGCAAAUAUGGAAAGUAUUGGGACGAGUAUUGUCGCAUUGUUCCUUACAAAGUAUUUCCGGGUAUUUGGUAG
This is a messenger RNA of Ambispora gerdemannii, 1386 nucleotides long. The record is from the annotation of a GenBank genome assembly. NCBI's taxonomy places the organism in Eukaryota, Fungi, Glomeromycota, Glomeromycetes, Archaeosporales, Ambisporaceae.